GACGGGAAGGGCAUACGUGCCAGAAGCCUGGGCCGGUACCCGGAGGAUGGCGGUUCAGAAAGUAUUCCCGCUUUCCUGUACGGUGCAGCACUAUGCCUGGGGGAAGAUGGGUUCCAGCAGUGAAGUGGCUCGGCUGCUGGCCAGCAGUGACCCACAGGCCCAGAUCUCAGAGGACAAGCCAUAUGCGGAGUUGUGGAUGGGGUCCCACCCCCGGGGAGAUGCCAAGAUCCUCGACAAUCGCUUCUCACAGAAGACCCUAAGCCAGUGGAUCUCUGAGAACCAGGACUGCUUGGGCUCAAAGGUCAAGGAGACCUUUGAUGGCAAGCUGCCCUUCCUCUUCAAAGUACUAUCGGUUGAAACGGCGCUGUCCAUCCAGGCACACCCUAACAAGGAGCUGGCAGAGAAACUGCAUCUGCAGGCUCCACAGCACUACCCUGAUGCCAACCAUAAGCCAGAGAUGGCCAUUGCCCUCACCUCCUUCCAGGGCUUGUGUGGCUUCCGGCCCAUCGAGGAAAUUGUGACGUUUCUGACAAAGGUGCCUGAGUUCCAGUUUCUGAUUGGAGAUAAUGCAGUGGCACAGCUGAAGCAGAGCUCUAGCAGUGACUCCCAGUCGGCGGCCUCAGCUCUGCAGAGCUGUUUCUCCCACCUGAUGAAGAGUGAGAAGAAGGUGGUGGUGGAGCAGCUCAACCUGUUGGUGAAGCGGAUCUCCCAGCAAGUGGCUGCUGGAAACAAUAUGGAAGACAUCUAUGGGGAGCUCUUACUGCAGCUGCACCAGCAGUAUCCCGGUGAUAUUGGAUGCUUUGCCAUCUACUUCCUGAACCUGCUUACCCUGAAGCCGGGAGAGGCCAUGUUUCUGGAGGCUAAUGUGCCCCAUGCCUACCUGAAAGGAGACUGUGUGGAGUGCAUGGCGUGUUCAGACAACACGGUUCGUGCUGGCCUGACACCCAAGUUCAUUGAUGUGCCAACCCUAUGUGAGAUGCUCAGCUAUAUCCCCAGCAAGGACAGGCUCUUUCUUCCAACUCGGAGUCAGGAAGACCCCUACCUCUCUAUCUACGACCCCCCUGUGCCAGACUUCACUGUCAUGAAAAUUGAGCUUUCCUCAGACACCUAUACCUCUGCUGGGGGAGUAAGGCAGAACAGAAGAUUGGAGAACAGACCGGAAGUCUGGCACAGUGCCGUGCACACAGCAGGCACAAGACAAGCAUUUGGCAGUGGCGGUGACGCUGCCUGCAGCCUGGCCCCGUGCAGAAAGGCGCUCUGGACUUGCCUCUGCAGAGGAAUACCCGGAGGAGUAUCUGGAUUCCAGCUCCCCAUCACUAGGAGAAGAGGAAAACAGUCAGUUCAGGGGGAUGCCUGUGGAGCGCAGCUGCAAAUGGCGAGGUGGAGAGCAUGCAAGGGGGUCCGGACGACUUGUGAAACAAAGACCAUCACAGAACUCAAACCCAGAAUCCGUCCUGAAUACCACUGGCUCUUUCCACUGGCUCCAGCAGGGACGGGGUCACUGUCACAAGCAAUGAAGCUGUAAGAGGGGAGGAUGAUUCCCCCACACAAGGUUAGUGCUCCAAAUUGAAGGGCAGCAUGAGCACCUGAGCCUCUAACCCAGCUAUCCUGGGAAGGGAUAAGGCCCUGAAGAAGACUGCUCUGGAACAUGCAUGAAGGGUCUUGGGCAAGAUCUGCAGUUUUACCCAAGUCACUCCCCAAGGGAUAUUUUCAAGGAUACCACUCACCUGUCAGAGUCGAGGGACACCAGGUUUUCAUCUGGACUCUGACUAAGGGCCGUAUAGCCCUUGUUAAACUUCACUGACCUGAGGGUAGACAGGGAAGGGACCAAGCAUAGAUGAAGCAACAGUUCACAGAGAAGGCCAGAGUCCUUGCCCUUAUGGAAGAAGGACUGACUGUAGUACGCCUGUCUGGCCUUCCUGUCACACAGCCACUGCUGCCUGCACUGUACCUGGCGGCAGCCGCUGGGAAUAUGCACUCCCCACACCACUCCCCCUACUGCUCCUGAGGAAAAGCACACCUACUCUUUCCAGUAGAAGGAAAACUCCCCCACUUCAGCUUAGUUUAACACAGAACAGAAAAACUGCAAGUUCUGGGGGCAAAUCUCUUCUCGAGUUUGAGCUCUUACCUAUAAGAGGCUCUGGAAAAGGUCUCGCUCAGCCCUCAGACUUUACCAUUCUGUUGAAAAAGAAAUACAGCACUGGCUGUUCCCACACUGCUUUCUAAUUUCACUCUUAGUGAACCCAGCCACUGUGCUGCUCCCAGACAAUGAUCCUAUGCACUAACAAAACUGUUUAUCCAAAGCCCUUUUCUUGACAUCAUUACAUCUUUAAAGGAAAAGAAAAGGUCAUUCCUCUUCCCAUUUUAAAAUAGUGAAAAAGACGGGUUGGCGUCAGGUGAAUCACUAGCUCGGUCUUAAAACGGGAGAACUGUCUCCCAGCCUGAGGAUCAAGGCCUUUUCUGGAAACUGCUUGCACAGAGGAGGUGGCGCCUGCUGAGACCUUUUCGCUGAAGAGUCGGGGCGGUUCGCCGAGGCCCCCAGCAUGCCUUUUCUCCGAAGAACAGCCUU
This is a messenger RNA of Enhydra lutris kenyoni (northern sea otter), 2569 nucleotides long. Its product is annotated as mannose phosphate isomerase. Gene Ontology annotation, cellular component: cytosol. The record is from RefSeq and is a predicted model, not a curated record. Gene Ontology annotation, molecular function: zinc ion binding; mannose-6-phosphate isomerase activity. Bases 47 to 1525 code for a protein of 492 amino acids. Gene Ontology annotation, biological process: carbohydrate metabolic process; GDP-mannose biosynthetic process. NCBI's taxonomy places the organism in Eukaryota, Metazoa, Chordata, Mammalia, Carnivora, Mustelidae. The transcript has 8 exons.